Molecule: messenger RNA, 1781 nt
Organism: Vespula pensylvanica (western yellowjacket)
Lineage: Eukaryota; Metazoa; Arthropoda; Insecta; Hymenoptera; Vespidae
Gene: Ube2g1
Product: ubiquitin-conjugating enzyme E2 G1
Exons: 6
Coding region: 113-619 (168 amino acids)
Biological process (GO): proteasome-mediated ubiquitin-dependent protein catabolic process; protein polyubiquitination
Molecular function (GO): ubiquitin conjugating enzyme activity
Source: RefSeq, a predicted model, not a curated record
AAGACUGUGGCGCACGCGCAGUCACCGCUUCCGCGACGUACCUAGCCAUCUUUCCAGUCAAGCAAAAGUGAAUUGUUUUCAGCCUUAGUCUUAUUUAACGGAACUUUUAUUAAUGUCAGAGCCACAGUCCGCGCUUCUACUACGAAAACAAUUAGCAGAGUUAAAUAAAAACCCAGUGGAAGGGUUUUCGGCAGGCCUCAUUGACGACAAUGAUAUUUAUAGAUGGGAAGUACUUAUUAUUGGACCUCCGGAUACGUUAUACGAAGGUGGAUUUUUCAAAGCACAUUUACAAUUUCCAAAAGAAUAUCCACUUAGGCCACCAAGAAUGAAAUUUAUAACUGAAAUUUGGCAUCCAAACAUCGAGAAAAAUGGUGAUGUAUGUAUAUCGAUUUUACAUGAGCCUGGAGAUGAUAAAUGGGGCUAUGAGAAAGCGUCGGAACGGUGGUUGCCAGUUCACACAGUCGAGACUAUUCUCAUAAGCGUUAUUAGUAUGCUCGCAGAUCCAAAUGACGAAAGUCCUGCUAACGUGGAUGCUGCCAAAGAAUGGCGGGAGAGUUAUACAGAAUUCAAACGAAAGGUGGCAAGGUGCGUCAGAAAAAGCCAAGAGGAGUGUUUGUAGGGGAUGAAUAAAUAUUCAACUGGAAAGACUUAUUUAAUUCUGGCAAUUUUAAUUCAGGGAAGCCGUAAGCACUGGAAGAAAGAAACCGAUGCUCGACAUAAAGCUAACGGAUAACAGUGCCACUAAAAACGGAUUAAGCCUGACCCAUCCUUACGCUGAGAGAGGGGAAAAGAGCGUGUGAAAAACUAAGACAAAUUCGCACGUCUCUAUCGAAUCAAUUAAAGCCACACCGUCACCGAUGUACCAUCCAUCGAUAUAUGAAGAUCAUGAAGAGAACACAUACACAGCUCACCUUUUUCAUAAUAAACAGCUAAAACUAAUUUACACGUAUACAUAAUGCAAAAAAAUCAUCUGUACGAUUAUUACCUUAAUAUUAAUAGUUAAUGUAAACUUAACUUCCCCACUUCUCCUGUACCCACGAUAAAUCCCAUCGCCCUCCGCCCGAAGAAAAAACAAAAAAAAAAAAAAAAAUAAGAAAAAAAAAACAAAACCUUGUAAUUUAAAAUAAUACGUUUAUGUUUAUCGAUCAAUAAUAAUUCCUUAGUGUCGUUUCGUAUUUUCUUACUUUCGUAAAUAUAUAUAAAUAAAUUUUUGUAAAGUUCGAAAAACGGGAUAUACUACAAUCGUUGAAUGUAAUGUCAGCAAAAUGGAAGAAGAAAUACAUGCGAAUUAAUUGUAAACUGUUGCGGAUGAAAUAUUGUCAGUUAAUAAUAAUAAUGAUAAUGAUAAUGAUAAUAGACAGCGUAUUAAAAACGCAACGAUGUAAAAACAAAAGAAAAAGAAAGAAAAAAAGAAUGUCAAAUUCCGCAGAUUCGUGCGUUGCCAAAAUAAUGAUGAAUUCUAAUCGAAGUGAUAAUAAUACUAGUAAUAACGAAUAAUAAUAAUAAUAUUAUUAAUAAUAAUCUACUAUUGUCAGCUAGCGAACAUUUUACGUAAGAAUUGGGUACAAUUUGUACUAACUUUUGAAUGGUGCCACCAUAUUGACGAAACAAGUCGCUGUUUAUCUUCUUCCCUUCUUUUAAAUCUGAAGUUAUACGGUUAUACGCCAUAGGAAAAAAAAGAAAGAAAAAAAAAAAAAAAAGGUUUAACUUAAAAUCGAAACGAUUUUUGUCCAACUUUACAUCAUUUGGUAUUGUCAAUUAAAUUUUAAAACUGAAGUGCA